Messenger RNA from Eurytemora carolleeae, 1773 nucleotides. RefSeq names its product lachesin. The record is from RefSeq and is a predicted model, not a curated record. NCBI's taxonomy places the organism in Eukaryota, Metazoa, Arthropoda, Copepoda, Calanoida, Temoridae. Gene Ontology annotation, cellular component: neuron projection. The transcript has 13 exons. Bases 342 to 1658 code for a protein of 438 amino acids.
AAUACCCUUGUUUUACCUAGCUCUGGACUCAUGAAUAGUAACCGUGGUUAUCUCACUGGGUCCGGCCCCGGGUUCAAUAUUGCAAUCUGAAAAUCCUCGUAAAAACUAGACCAUUCACAUGUUCCUGCUAAUAAUCUUCAAAUUCCAGCUCAUUGCAAAAAUAUUUGCAAUUCUUUGCCGCUACUUUGUUUUCUUUUGGACCAAUGAGAGAAGAGUUUACCUGGGAGAAACUGCCGCCAAUUACUUGAGGAUUAACCAUCGGAGAAUCUCUUCUCUCCUCCCACCUUACUCCGGGGUGUUCCUGGGUUUGGAUUUGUAUUAAACUAUACUGGGGAAUCAGAAUGAAGACGACCUUGACUCCGCUUCUUCUUUUUCUUGUCUUUAUUACAAAAGGUGAAGGAAUGAAACCAAGGUUUGUGGAUGAAAUAAGGAAUAUAACUGUAGAAGUAGGACGGGAUGCUACGUUUACAUGCACAGUGUCAGAUAUACAUGGAUACAGAGUUGGCUGGGUUAAGGCGAACACUAAAGCAAUUCAGGUAAUUGGAACACAUGUUAUAACACAUAAUAACAGAGUGUCCGUAUCCCAUGAUGAGAGUCGACGUAAAUGGAGUUUACACAUUGCUGAAGCACAGUUGGAAGAUACUGGACCAUAUAUGUGUCAGCUUAAUACAGAUCCAAUGCUGUUCAAGAUGGGAUAUCUAGAUGUAGUGAUAACCCCAGAUAUUGUUGAUAUCAGGGGUCCGAGCACUGUUAUCGAGGGUGGUGUAGCUAGACUAGAAUGUGAGGCAAGGGGAGAACCUGCUCCAAUGGUAUUCUGGCAAAGGGAGAAUACCAGGGAGAAAAUUACAACUCUGAACAAGAAGGAUGGAACUAAACAAAGAGCUGUGAGGGUAGAGGGAGCUGAUCUUCAUCUACAAAAGAUAACCCGUGAAAUGGCUGGUGGGUAUCUAUGUAUAGCUAGUAAUGGACAUCCUCCAGCAGUCAGCAGAAGAAUACAACUAGAUGUCAAAUUCAGGCCUAUUGUUACAGUACCGAACCAGCAUAUCCGAGGUGUUCUAGGGAAAACUAUUGGAUUAGAGUGUGAAAUAGAAUCCUUUCCCCGAGCUGAGAUAUCCUGGGUAAAACGGGAUCCUCCUUAUGAUCCGAUUGAAACAGGGGGAAGGUUUAUAAAAGAGGAUUUCCACUCUACAGACUACAAAACUAAAUCUGUUCUCACAAUCUAUAAUUAUACAAAUCAGGAUUCUGGACUGUACACGUGUAAAGCUAGGAAUGAGAUGAAUAUCAAAGGAGAUUCCGUAGAUGCAAUCAUUUAUCUCAACUCAGAGCGAGAAAAUAAAACUGUGAUUCAUCAAAAACAGGAAUUACAAGGGGAGAUUAUGGGAUCUCCAGAAACCGAAUAUUCUACUCAUGAUGACAGAACUACUCCUGAUCCCUACCUCAUCCUCACGGACUACGAGUUCUCUCAACUACCCUAUGAUCCAACCUUCUCCCACAACACUGAGAACCCCUACUGGAUGGUUUCAAACAAAUCUCCGACCGUCCCAAGGUCUAAAAAACCGCCGACCACCGAUCGACGAGUUUUAAACUCGGCGCCAACUUCACAAAGAUUAGAGACGUUUAUCUUUUUUCUUCUGCUCUCUGUAAUCCUGAUCGACUGAAUCAUUUAAUCACAAACUGGCAAACCCUGGAAUGACUUAAUUUCGAAAAUCGAAUUUUUAAAUUUUUUGCAAAUAUUUUAGUCACAAAUUUUUUUGAGUACACAGUUUAACUUUU